GCAAACUUAGGCUCUUGAGCGAAAGGUUGACCUCCAAGCAAAGGAGCUGGACUUUCAGGCAAUGGAGCUGGACGAGGCAGCAAAGCGAGAAAAUAUUCUGGAGAAGAAGUUAAGCUUUCUAGAGCAAGAGCUACAAGACGUCAAGGAAAGCAAAGCAUUCCACGUGCCAGAGAAUCAGCAGAGUGCUGGUCAAGAAGUGGUGGAAGUGAUCGUGAAGUGGGAAUCAAACGGAGAGCUUAUUGCCAUCAUCAGUAUUGGAAAGAGAGCCAAACUUUCGGAGCUACGAGCCCAGGUCACUCCAAGAGUUCCUCGUGUGAAGCGGGGUUUUACUUUCAUUUUGUGUGAGGGACCUGUCGGCCAAGAUCUGGAAGAUCAAAUCCGUGUGGUAUCGUUCAAGAACGACACUGGCGCUUUCGUUGUGGUGGUUCGUCCCCCAGCAACGCGAGGUUUUGCAAGCUUGAAACGAACCCCGCUCGUAGAAGUGACCAAGAAUGACGAGCCGGUGAAGCUUGUGAAGACGAGCGCUCCGAGAAGAGAGAAAAUCUCGCUGGCCCAGAGAGCCAAGAUGAGCGUCGUUGAUGAUAUACUAGCUAAGCUUCACUAGGUGAUUAUAACUUUGAUGUUCUGUCAUGCUCCAAGUGGACUACUGGUCACUGCAGAUCUCGAAGAUCAUCUUCGCAUUUCAAGUCCAACCACAGGCUCAAAGGAUUGGUAUGCGUCUCGGCUGAGAAGUUGUCACGGGUUAGAUGAAGGUAGAAGCAUCCAUGCUAGCAUUCGUUCCAGCGGCCAUGGUGGAAGCCGUUUCCUGGGGAAUCUCCUGGUCCAGAUGUAUGGUAAGCACGGUAACUUCGAUCUCGCGCUUGAAACGUUCAGCCACAUUCAAGAGCCAAACGUUUUCUCUUGGACCAUCUUGAUUGCAGCAUUUGCCCGGAAUGGCCAUUACCAUCGGGCAUUUGAGCUCCUGUGUAGAAUGCAAAACGAGGGAGUGACAUUCAAUGCGGUGACAAUCUCGAGCGUGUUGACGGCUUGCAGGGACAUCAAACAGGCUCGAGAACUGGAAAGGCUGGCGGCAGUGGCUGGUUUUGGGGGCGAGGAGAGGAUACUUCGCAGCCUCAUCCAUGCGUAUGGAGAAUGUGGUAGUGUGGACGAUGCUCGGGAGGUUUUUGACGCCAUGGAAGCCGCUGGAGACCUUGUCUCUUGCACGGCUUUGAUGGGAGCGUAUGCUCGAAACGGGUAUAGUGUGGAAGCUCUGAGGCUGUUCCAAAAGAUGAGCUUGGAAGGCGUCAAGCUCGACAAGAUCAGCUUUGUGAGCGUCAUAAACGCAUGCGCUUGUGCUAGAGACUUGCGGCGAGGUAAGCUCUGUCACGAGCUCUUGAGACAAUCUGGUUUGGACACUGACUUGACUUUGCAGAACACUCUCCUGAGCAUGUAUGGGAAGUGUGGAAUGCUCAACGAGCUGCACGAGAUGUUCUGCAUUAUAGAAGCUCCAGACGCUGUCUCCUACAACUCGAUCAUCUCAGCUCUUGCUCAUAACUCCCAGCCUAGGCAAGCUCUCUUUUUCUUUCGGUGCAUGCUGCUUGACGGCAGUCUACCAAGUCUAGUCACAUUCAUCUCUGUCGCUCACGCUUGCGGGUGCAUAGGUGAUUCUAGGCCAGCUGCAGUUAUCUGUUCGCUGAUUCGAGACUGUUGCGGAGUCACCACCAGCGAUUCGGUUUUGAGAUCGGCUAUAGUUGCAAUGCAUGGAAGGUGUGGGGACGUGGAAGCAGCAAGGGAGGCUUAUGAAUCUUACGCAAAGGACGAGCUAGGCUGCACGUCAAUGUUUGCUGCGUACGUUCAAAACCACAAAUUUGGUCGAGCUCUGGGCUUGUUCCGACGCAUGCAGCUCGAAGGCAUUAAGCCCAACAAGGUAACCUUUCUCAGCGCUCUCGAUGCAUGCAGCAACACUGGAGAUGCUUCUCAAGCUAAAACUGUCCAUGGUUGUGUUGUUGACGCAGGAUACGAGACGGACCACGAGAUUGGGAACGCGAGAAUCAGCAUGUACGGGAAAUGUGGGAGUUUGGAGCAAGCCAGAAAACUCUUCGACAUGAAAACGUACAAGGACGUGCUCACUUGGACAGGAAUGGCGGGAGCUUAUGCACGUAACAAGGAAGAAACUCAAGGUCUGAAGCUCUUUAAGGAGAUGCAACUCAACGGGAUCAAGCCGAACAAGGUAGCGUUUGUGGUGGCAUUGGAUGCCUGUGCUAACUCGGGCAGCAGCUUCGUUCUGUCGCAAGGGAGGAGACUUCACGAACAGGUUAGCGAGAGCGGGCUUGAAAGGGACACUGCAGUGGGAAACUGCCUUAUAAACAUGUACGUCAGCUGCGGGAGCUUGAAAGACGCAAGGACGCAGCUAGAAAAGAUGGAGAACCAGAAGAACUUGACUUCGUGGAACACGAUGGUGUGUGGACUCGCCAGGAGCAGCGGGCACGAGGAGCAGGCUCUGGACCUGAUUUCCCUCAUGGACUUGGAGGGAGUAGCACCCGAUGUCAUCACCUUUUCCAGCGCUCUCGAGGCUUGUGCUAGCACGGCAGCUCUAGCUCGCGGCCAGAUGAUCCAUGCUCGGAUUGUCGAGAGUGGUGAUGCGCUCGAUCUUCACACGAAUUUGGUUCUGGGGACUUGCCUCGUCAACUUAUACGGCAAGUGCGGCAGUCCAGGGAGAGCAAGACAGGUGUUUGAGGAAAUUCGUAGUAGCGGCGACACCGUCUUGUGGAAUGCAAUGAUCGGAGCUUAUACUCGGCACGGGCGUGUCGGGGAGGCAGUGGAACUGUUCCAGGCUUUAGUUGUCGAGGGCGUUGCUCCAGACAAGGUGACCUUCGUCUCCAUCCUGGCUGGCUUUUGCCAUGGCUGCCAUCAGCAGGAGGAAGCUGCGGCCGCGGAGCAUUUUCUUCUUAUGAACGAGUUCAUGGUUAAGCCGGGAGCCGAGCACUUCACUUGCUUGAUCGAUCUUUUGGCGAGGAAAGGGCGGCUUCUUGAGGCCGAGGAACUGCUCAAGGCAAUGCCGUUUCAACCCCAAGGAAUCAACCUGGUGUCGCUCUUGGCCGCGUGCAAGCGCUACCAGGAGGUCGAACGAGCCGAGUCGACAGCCGAGUUUAUCAUGAAGCUUGAUCCAACGCAAGCACCGGCUUACGUGCUCUUGUCCGAUGUGUAUGCUGCUGCUGCCUAGAGAAACCAUCGUGACGUCUAGGAAUUUCAGAUCUGUGUAAAUCACGUAAAUCUCUCACAAGGCAAGGUGUCUGACCAAGUUACAAUCGAAUAUUCAGGGAAAAGAUGGCCACUGGGUUCCAGACUUCGCAUAGAGGAAUAAAAGGCAGCCAUGGAAAGGAAGAACCUCUUCCUCCAGCUGCUUUGAAGCAACCUGGAAUCCAGGAUUUCAAGGAUGAA
Selaginella moellendorffii is the source of this 3420-nucleotide messenger RNA. RefSeq names its product pentatricopeptide repeat-containing protein At3g09040, mitochondrial. Bases 620 to 3202 code for a protein of 860 amino acids. The transcript is spliced from 3 exons. Lineage: Eukaryota; Viridiplantae; Streptophyta; Lycopodiopsida; Selaginellales; Selaginellaceae. The record is from RefSeq and is a predicted model, not a curated record. Gene Ontology annotation, molecular function: protein binding.